Galeopterus variegatus (Sunda flying lemur) is the source of this 605-nucleotide messenger RNA. It is a transcript of the gene RASL11A, whose product is annotated as RAS-like, family 11, member A. The record is from RefSeq and is a predicted model, not a curated record. The coding region runs from base 1 to 603 and encodes 200 amino acids. Gene Ontology annotation, molecular function: GTPase activity; GTP binding. NCBI's taxonomy places the organism in Eukaryota, Metazoa, Chordata, Mammalia, Dermoptera, Cynocephalidae. The transcript has 3 exons.
AUGAUCGUGCGCUUCCUUACCAAGAGAUUCAUUGGCGACUAUGAACCGAAUACAGGCAAGCUGUAUUCACGGCUCGUCUGUGUAGAGGGGGACCAACUGUCUCUGCAGAUCCAGGACACUCCCGGUGCAACCCAGGUGCAAGACAACCUCAGCCAGAUGGUUGAUUCCCUGUCCAAAUGCGUGCAGUGGGCCGAGGGCUUUCUGCUGGUCUAUUCCAUCACAGACUACGACAGCUACCAGUCCAUCCGACCCCUUUACCAGCACAUCCGGAAGGUCCACCCUGACUCUAGAGCCCCGGUCAUCAUCGUGGGCAACAAGGGGGACCUUCUGCAUGCCCGGCAGGUGCAGACGCAUGAUGGCAUUCAGCUAGCCAAUGAGCUGGGCAGCCUGUUCCUUGAAAUUUCCACUAGCGAAAACUACGAAGACGUCUGUGAUGUGUUUCAGCAUCUCUGCAAAGAAGUGAGCAAGUUGCACAGCCUCAGCGGGGAAAGGAGAAGAGCUUCCAUCAUCCCGCGGCCCCGCUCUCCCAACAUGCAGGACCUGAAGAGGCGCUUCAAGCAGGCUCUGUCUUCCAAAGUCAAAGCCCCCUCCACGCUGGGGUGAAC